CGACCCCAUUUUGCACUCUAUCCAGUGCAUACUGUUAGUCACCUUCAUAGAAACCCUCAAAGUGGCUACAAUCUGCACAGUUCCGAACCGUAGAUAUGCAUUCCCCGGCCGGAUCUGAACGCCGGAGAACUUGUCCCAAAACCAAUAGCUAAGGAAAAAUCCCAGACAUCGCACCAAUAUAUCACAAUGUAAACUUCUACUGGUUUACAGUACUCCGGCAAGCCACACGGUGUAGCCUUCCUGUUUAAGCAGUAACACAAGCCUCCUUCCCUUUUUGGCGCGACGCGCUUCACAUUUUUCACCCACCCGAUCGACGCGCUCGCGCCGCUGUUGCUUUAAACGCGACUUUGCUCUUCCCACCCCCCAAUACCGCACUCUACACCAUCCAUCAAUACCAUGCCCGAAUUACCAGGGACGCCUGACAUGGCCUCCUCACGCGACGAUUCUUUGGUGCCUUCGUCGAGAUUCGAAACCCCAGAGUAUAACCUAUCCGAGUUCAAGGGCUACCAGGCGCGCUUCAACGAACGUGACCGCACGCAGAAGUACUUUGUAACGUCAGAGAACCAUAAGCUCGACGUGGACGAAACGGCAAAGCGGUUCGCGUACCUCCUCGGGCUCACGGGCUUGUUCUCGCACUUUAUCAAUGCAAAGGCCGCGAAGGACCCCGAGUUCCAGAAGGUACUCGACGUGCUCGAGGCUAAAAAGGGUACCAAGAGACGCAAGACUGAGAAAGAGGAAGAUGCCGAGUUGCUCCAGGACGAGAAGGAGGGGCAGACGAUUGUUGAGUUUACCGAAUCGCCCGGUUAUGUGGACGGUCAGUUGAGACCGUACCAGAUUGCGGGCUUGAACUGGUUGAUCUCGCUUCAUGAGAACAACUUGUCGGGAAUUCUUGCGGACGAGAUGGGCUUGGGAAAGACGUUGCAGACGAUUUCAUUCUUGGGAUACCUCAGAUACCUCAAGUGCGUGCCGGGGCCGCACUUGGUGCUUGUGCCAAAGUCCACAUUGGACAACUGGGCGAGGGAAUUUAAAAUGUGGACUCCAGAGGUGAGCGUAUUGAUCUUGCAAGGAGACAAGGACCAACGCCAGGCGAUCAUCCAGAACCAGAUGAUGAAGUGCGAGUUUGAUGUUGUUAUCACGUCGUACGAGGUGGUGAUUAUUGAGAAGGCUUCGUUUAAGAAGUUUGCCUGGGAAUACAUUGUGAUUGAUGAGGCGCACCGGAUUAAGAACGAGGAAUCACUUCUUUCGCAGAUUAUUCGGAUGUUUCAUUCAAAGAACCGGUUGCUUAUUACCGGGACACCGUUGCAGAAUAACUUACACGAAUUGUGGGCGUUGUUGAAUUUUAUCUUGCCAGACGUUUUUGCGGAUAGCGAAACGUUUGAUGAGUGGUUUCAGAAAGACGCUACCACCGAUGCUUCGAACGGUGAAGUCGUAAAAAAUGGCGAAUCCGUUAAGGCCAUUGAUGGAGAGGCUGGGAAGAGCUCGGGUCCCGCACAGGCCACAGACUCGUCUUCGAUUAUCCAACAGCUCCACAAGGUCCUCAAGCCGUUCCUCCUCAGAAGAAUCAAAUCUGACGUGGAAAAAUCGCUCCUCCCGAAGAAGGAGAUCAACCUCUACGUCGGGAUGAGCGAGAUGCAGCGCACUUGGUACCAGAAGAUCCUUGAGAAGGACCUUGACGCAGUGAAUAGCACCAACGGAAAAAAAGAAUCCAAGACCCGCCUCUUGAACAUCGUGAUGCAGUUGCGCAAGUGUUGCAACCACCCAUACCUCUUUGACGGGGCAGAGCCAGGCCCGCCGUAUACCACGGACGAACACCUUGUCUACAACGCGAACAAAACCAAGGUCUUGGACAAGUUGUUGAAGCGCUUGAGACAGGAUGGGUCCAGGGUCUUGAUCUUUUCGCAAAUGUCAAGAAUGUUGGAUAUCUUGGAGGACUACUGUAUCUUCCGAGGCUACAAGUAUUCGCGGAUCGACGGGCUGACGGACCACGCGGAUAGAGUCACCGCCAUCGAUGACUACAACGCGCCGGAUAGCGACAAGUUUGCGUUCUUGCUCACCACCAGAGCUGGUGGUUUGGGGAUCAAUUUGACAUCUGCUGACGUUGUUAUUUUGUACGACUCCGAUUGGAACCCCCAGGCGGACUUGCAGGCGAUGGACCGUGCUCACAGAAUCGGCCAGACAAAGCAGGUCAAGGUGUUUCGGUUUGUGACGGAAAACGCGGUGGAAGAGAAGGUCUUGGAGAGGGCGACCCAGAAGUUGCGCUUAGACCAGUUGGUUAUCCAGCAGGGCCGAAAUGCCGGCGAAUUGGCCAAAACCAAGGCUAACUCCAAGGAUGAGUUGUUGUCAAUGAUCCAGUUCGGUGCAGUAGACGUGUUCGGUCAAAGUGCUGGCGAGACGGACGAUGAUAUCGAGCGGAUUCUUGCAAAAUCCGAGACCAAAACCGCGACGUUGGCGUCAAAAUAUGCCACACUCGGUUUGGAUGACUUGCAGAACUUCUCCAACUCGGGGGAGUCGGUGUAUGAAUGGAACGGGCAGUCGUUCAAGAAGAAAGAGAUCACCGGGAUUGGAAACGUCGACUUCUCCUGGAACAACCCUGCGAAGCGCGAGCGGAAGGAAAACUACUCCAUCGAUCUGUACUACAAGGACAUCUUGAACACCGGCGGUCGUACGGCGGGGGUCAAGACCGGACCCAGACCGCCCAAGCAACUCAACGCCGCGGAUCACCAAUUCUACCCAGCGCAGCUCUUCGAACUACACGAGAUGGAGAAGAGUCACUUUAGAAAGGGCACGGGCUACGUGGUGCCAUUGGUGGACGGGCCAGUGUCCACGUUGGAGGAGCGUGAGCAAGAGCAACUCUUGGAGCAGCAGGAGAUCCGUGCGUCGCGGCCGUUGACGGAGGCAGAGGAGGCGUUGAAGGCGGAGUUGCUCGAGCAGGGCUUCGGGUAUUGGGCGCGCCGCGAGUUCCUCGUGUUUAUCCAGAUGUGUGCGCGCUAUGGACGCAACAAUAUUCACGCGAUUGCGAGCGAGUUAGAGGACAAGACCCCGGCGGAAGUUCAUGAGUAUGCCACUGUGUUCUGGAAGCGCUACAGAGAGAUUGACGGGCAUGAGAGGUUUAUUGCGCAGAUCGAGACCGGCGAGGAGAAGCUCCGCAAGUUAAAGUUGCAGAUGGAGUCGUUGAGACGGAAGGUGGCGCAAUACCCGGUGCCGUUGCAGGAUCUUGUGUUGCAGUUUCCGCCGUCAACGUCCGGCAGCAGAAGGGUCUAUUCAGACGAGGAAGACCGGUAUCUAUUGGUGCAGAUGUACCGCUUUGGGCUUGACAGACCGGACUUGUACGAGUUGCUUAGGGAUGCGAUCCGCGUGUCACCGUUGUUCCGGUUUGAUUUCUUCUUUCAGUCACGGACCCCAGCGGAGUUGAACAGACGGUGUCACACACUCUUGAUGUGUGUGGUGCGAGAAUUUGAGGGGAAAAUAUCGUUGAAGAGGGGGGAAAAGGGUGAGGCUGCCGCGAAACGGGUGAAGCGCAGUUAGUGCGCGAGCCUACUACCCGAGAGCUGGCUAAUAAAGCUCUCAGGUGGUGGGCACUAAACCUGAGAUCCGAAAUAUGAUGUAUAUUAAUGUAGAAUUACAAGCUUGA
Molecule: messenger RNA, 3631 nt
Organism: Babjeviella inositovora NRRL Y-12698
Lineage: Eukaryota; Fungi; Ascomycota; Pichiomycetes; Serinales
Product: chromatin-remodeling ATPase
Exons: 2
Coding region: 397-3525 (1042 amino acids)
Biological process (GO): nucleosome organization; regulation of transcription by RNA polymerase II
Cellular component (GO): nucleus; chromatin
Molecular function (GO): ATP hydrolysis activity; histone binding; ATP-dependent chromatin remodeler activity
Source: RefSeq, a predicted model, not a curated record